GAGUAUUGCCUGUGACAGAUUGCUGAGACGUCUGUACAGCAAAUUCAUGCUUUUUGAAUUUCCUUUCUAAGACAGGUACAUUUGACUGGGAUUUGUAUAUGCAUCUGGAAUUACACGUUGGACCUAUUCAGAUAUUGUUAGUUCGGACGGGAAUAUUCGGUUGAUUUUUUUUAUGGGACUAUUGAAUUUGUGUUCAGCCAGUGCACGGACUGAGGGAUUUGAAAGCAAGGCUACACGCGCCUCUCCUGCUAUACGUUUCUGAUAGCUAAUGUAUCGCACAUUGGAUUAAACUCCAGAAAAGUUUAACGUUUUCACGGAUGCGAGCGGAAUUAGUGUCUGCCAAUAUUUUGCAAUGCGCUGAAUUCUGCUGGAUAUUGUCGCGCGGGACUCUUAGAAAAAAAAGUGCACCGGGGACGUUUUUGAAUUUCUGUUCUAUUGCGUAGCUACUACAGCAAGUAUAUGCUGGCUUUAAAUUGAUUCCGUAAAAUUAAACAUCUCAUAUUCUCCUCCCGCUGUGCGUAGCAAUAAUCUACAACAUUUUCAGUAAAAUGACCUGGAGCUGAGACUGGAGAUUGAGGACUUUCUCCGAACUAACAGAAGAGCGGUUCGGAUUGUCAGAACAUGAAGUCAGUUACAAGUCUGUUUGUUUUAAGUGUGUUGCUGUGUUCAACAACCGUGUCCUGGAGCGCGACUAUCAACAGCCGUGGAGUGGGCAUCUCUAAGGUGGGUUCCCAUGAAUUUGGGGGUAUAUACAACUUCAGCACUUUCCUGUUGGACCGUGAGUCUGGGAUACUCUACCUUGGCGCACGGGAUGCAGUCAUCGCCGUGGAUACCACAAACCUGUCAAAGAGGAAAACGAUUGAGUGGAGUGUUCCAGAAGAGAAGAGGAAAUCUUGUGUCGCUAAGGGAAAAACAGAGGACGAUUGCAAGAACUACGUCCGUCUGCUAGAGUUUUUGGGAGAUAGACGCAUAUAUGCCUGUGGGACGUUUGCCUUCGACCCCCAAUGUGCCUUUAUUAACAUCUCUUCAUUCUCUCUGGAGACGAAUGAGGAUGGUAGUGUGAAGAUGGAGACGGGGAAGGGGAAAUGCCCCUUUGAGCCCAGCCAGCACUACACUGCCGUCAUGGCAGGAGGGAUCCUUUACACUGCCGCCACUAGUAACUUCCUAGGCACAAUGUAUGACAUUUCCAGGGCAACGGGCAUGGAGCAGGAACGCAUCCGGACUGAGCAAUCUAUCAACUGGCUUAGUGAUCCAGAGUUUGUGAGCUCUGCCUUCAUUCAAGAGGAUGAGGAGAACAACCCUACCGGUGAGGAUGACAAAAUUUACUUCUUCUUCACCGAGGUGGCUAAAGAAUAUGACCUCUACACCAAGGUCAAAGUGCCCAGAGUAGCAAGAGUCUGCAAGUCUGAUGUAGGUGGUAUGAAGACUCUGCAGAGACGGUGGACGACAUUUCUGAAGGCCCAGUUGGUGUGUGAAGAUCGAGCAAGUGGACAGAGAUUUAAUGUUCUGACUGAUGUCUUCACUGUACAGCACCAGCCUGGAGACCCAAGCAGCACUCACUUCUACGGCAUAUUUACCUCACAAUGGGAACGGGAGGAGUUGUCUGCAGUGUGUGUGUACAGUCUGGAGGAGAUCACUAAAGUGAUGAAUGGACCCUUUAAAGAGCUAAAGAAGAGCUGUGAGAACUGGAUUAACCCAGAGCCCAUACCAACUCCACGACCAGGACAAUGUUUGAACAAUGCUCUAAAGCAGCAAGGCUUUGAGUCCUCCCUGAAGCUGCCUGAUAAAGUAUUGACAUUCAUGCGUGAUCAUCCGCUUAUGGAGAACAGUGUGGUGGCAGCGCCCCUGAUGAUCAGGAAUGGCAUCACAUACACUAAACUUGCUGUUACCUUAACAACUGCCUCCAAUGGCUCCAAACAACAAAUGGUCACUGUUUUACAUCUUGGAACAGAUCGUGGACAGCUGCACAAAGUUGCUGUGGUUGGUCCGAAUGCAACUCUUAUUGAAGAAGUCUCUCUGUUUUCUGCACAGGAGCCAGUGAAUAACAUAUUGCUAUACAAGGACAAGGCUCUGGUUGGUUCUCCUCUCUCUCUAGUGAAGUUACCCAUAGUUGGUUGUUCCUUCUACACUACUUGUGAGGUGUGUGCACGUGCCCAUGGCCUCGGCUGUGUAUGGAGCCAUAAAGAUGGAGCUUGUGCUAUGGCAAAGCCUGGAAAAGUGGUGGAGCCAGAGGAUUUGGCCAACCAAUGCAACAAAGAAGGUCUUUGCUCCCCACCUGUAAUUGAAAUGCGUGUUGAACAGGGCCUACGUGUUCUGCUUUCUUGUGUGCAAGUAUCUCCUCGCCCCUGCCGCUGGGACCAUCCUCCUCAAAGUCACACCCGCCUCCACAACUACGACCUGGAGGUUCAGGUCACACCGGAAAGCCUGGGCACCUACGUUUGCUUGUGUGAUGAGGUGGGGCGAGAUCAGCCGCCCUGUCGCAGAGCCGAGUACCAGCUCACCCUUGAAACCCCUCGCAUUGAGGGGAACGUAGCCAUUGCUGGUGGUCGUCACUUCCUGGUCUCGCACAUUAUUUUGUUUGUCGUAGGUUUUAUUAUGGGUGCCUUCAUCUUAUUUCUGGUCUACAAACAUCAAGGUGGCCUGAGAGGGGGUGGGCACUCAUCAUCCACAUUGGAGAAGGGGCGGGACUUGCUACCUUCCACAGACACACCCCAGUCUCCAAGCAGCGCCAGCCUGUUGUCAGAGGCCGUUCCGUUAACAGAGAAAAGGAACGGAACGAUAAAUGGGCACAGUGGACACAUCGUCCACACUGGUGGACACAACGGCAGGCAUAUUUAUGCCAACUCAUGUGGACUGAAGUUGCAGGAGUCAGCUGUUAAUUUGGCAGACGAGCUGGAUGGUAGAGAAAUGGUGGGGCCAAAGGGAGAGGAGGAUGGGCUUGGGGAGGUGCUGAGUGAGAUGGAGGAGGAGUUUGCUAAGCUGUCUUGUCUAAGAGGGGCACCACUGGCACAAUGCGAGGAAAGUUCUAUCUGAAGACAGGUGCGCACAUUAUUUUUGAGACCAAACUCUGUGAAAGGCUUGAGCGCACAGGCUCACAAACACAGGAAACAUGAGCAUUUGGUGUGUUUUUCCAGGUAUGGAGGGCUGGAGAAGAAGAGGAGACCAGACAAUCAAAGAAACUAAGACAUACAUUCCAAAUAUAUAAGAUAAACCCUAAGCAGUCGCACAGAGAAGCACACACUCAAUCGUAUGUGCAUACAGUACACAAAUCAAGUUUCCUGGAAGCUCCUCUGCCACUCCAUUACAUUGUCAUACAGUCCAUUCAUUCCUGUGUACAUAAAGUGAUGCGUGUAAUUCUGUGUUUUCGAUCAGACCAUUGUACAGAAUAACAAACAGGCCGUUUUUAUAGCCAGCGCUCAGCACUUUCAUGCACCAUUUUCAAAGCCGUGAACGCGUCCGUGUGUGUAGUUCUGUAUGCUUGGUCUGGUCAAAGUCCAAAAGGGUCUUUCAAAGUGAAAUGACCUGUCCGUAGACUAGAUCAACAUAGAAACCAGAGAAAUUUGCUCGUCCUGGACAAAUUACUGAAAAUAAGCCAAAAAGGGCUUUCUAGCAUGGAACUAAUGACUGAAUGACAAGAGACACUGGAAACCAUAAUGACAUCAUUUUGCCUUACAGAUAAAGUGAUAAUCUGAGUACUGCUAACAGUGGUACUGUGGCCUAUGGCAGGGCUGGAUUAAGCAGGACAGUGUCCCGGGGCCUCGGAUGGCCAGGGGCCUCCAAAGCCUCAAGUGGUGUGGCCCGAGACUGCCAGAGGAAGAUGAAGCUAUAGGGCCCCCAGGCCCUUGCAAAUCACACUAUGAAAAUAGUAAUUAAAAUAGAAAAAAAAAAAAAAAGGCUUUCAAAGAGGUGUGCGCAAGGGCCUGUGGUGGCCACAACUGAAUGGAGUGAGAACAUAAAGAGCAAGACAUAUGAAACUCUUUAGCAAUCUUCUGUCUCUUUAAAGAGUUAUGUUGUUAAACCUGUGAACUGACGGACUUGUGGACUUGCCACUGCCAAAUGAUUCAGCCACAUUCCCAGAGCAAGGUAGGAGAUGCAAUCAAGUAAAUAGCCAUUA
Molecule: messenger RNA, 4114 nt
Organism: Myxocyprinus asiaticus (Chinese sucker)
Lineage: Eukaryota; Metazoa; Chordata; Actinopteri; Cypriniformes; Catostomidae
Product: semaphorin-4F-like
Exons: 14
Coding region: 622-3033 (803 amino acids)
Biological process (GO): neural crest cell migration; axon guidance; negative regulation of axon extension involved in axon guidance
Molecular function (GO): semaphorin receptor binding; chemorepellent activity
Source: RefSeq, a predicted model, not a curated record